Molecule: messenger RNA, 5120 nt
Organism: Saimiri boliviensis boliviensis (Bolivian squirrel monkey)
Lineage: Eukaryota; Metazoa; Chordata; Mammalia; Primates; Cebidae
Gene: MYBL1
Product: MYB proto-oncogene like 1
Biological process (GO): positive regulation of transcription by RNA polymerase II; mitotic cell cycle
Cellular component (GO): nucleus
Molecular function (GO): RNA polymerase II cis-regulatory region sequence-specific DNA binding; DNA-binding transcription factor activity, RNA polymerase II-specific
Source: RefSeq, a predicted model, not a curated record
GCAGAACUGCUAGCUGCGGGGAGAGGGCGGGGGUCGGCUCCUGUGGCGGAGUCGCGCUGGGACCGGGGCGGGGAGGCUGAGCAGCGGUGGGAGAGGCCGGCGGAGGGUGGGAGCGCGCCUCCUGACAUGUUGGGGGCAUCCCUGGCCGGGCCGGGCCGGGGCUAGGAGCAGCGCUGCGGGCCGGGGCCGGGGGCGGGUCGCGGUCCGCCCCCGCUGUCCCUCCGUCGCGCCCUGCCGAGGACUUGCGUUCCGCACUCGGCUGCCUUCGGAGGGAGCGAGGGAAGCCGCUAGAGGGUCAGGGAGAAGGAGCAUUCGCCGGAGGCUAGAGGAGGCUGAUCCGCGUCCCUGUCCAGCCCGCUCCUAUGCGGUACUUGAAGGAUGGCCAAGAGGUCGCGCAGUGAGGAUGAGGAUGAUGACCUUCAGUAUGCUGAUCAUGAUUAUGAAGUACCACAACAGAAAGGACUGAAGAAACUCUGGAACAGAGUAAAAUGGACAAGGGAUGAGGACGAUAAAUUAAAGAAGUUGGUUGAACAACAUGGAACUGAUGAUUGGACUCUAAUUGCUAGUCAUCUUCAAAAUCGCUCUGAUUUUCAGUGCCAGCAUCGAUGGCAGAAAGUUUUAAAUCCCGAAUUGAUAAAGGGUCCUUGGACUAAAGAAGAAGAUCAGAGGGUUAUUGAAUUAGUUCAGAAAUAUGGACCAAAAAGAUGGUCUUUAAUUGCAAAACAUUUAAAAGGAAGAAUAGGCAAGCAGUGUAGAGAAAGAUGGCAUAAUCAUCUGAAUCCUGAGGUAAAGAAAUCUUCCUGGACAGAAGAGGAGGACAGGAUCAUCUAUGAAGCACAUAAGCGGUUGGGAAAUCGUUGGGCUGAGAUUGCCAAACUCCUUCCAGGAAGGACUGAUAAUUCUAUCAAAAAUCAUUGGAAUUCUACUAUGCGAAGAAAAGUGGAACAAGAGGGCUAUUUACAAGAUGGAAUAAAAUCAGAACGAUCUUCAUCUAAACUUCAACACAAACCUUGUGCAGCUAUGGACCAUUUGCAAACCCAGAAUCAGUUUUACAUACCUGUUCAGAUCCCUGGGUAUCAGUACGUGUCACCUGAAGGCAAUUGUAUAGAACAUGUUCAGACUACUUCUGCCUUUAUUCAGCAACCCUUCAUUGAUGAAGAUCCUGAUAAGGAAAAAAAAAUAAAGGAACUUGAGUUGCUUCUUAUGUCAGCUGAGAAUGAAGUUAGAAGAAAGCGAAUUCCAUCACAGGCUGGAAGUUUUUCUGGCUGGUCUGGAAGUUUCCUCAUGGAUGAUAACAUGUCUAAUACUCUAAAUAGCCUUGAUGAGCACACUAGUGAGUUUUACAGUAUGGAUGAAAAUCAGCCUGUGUCUGCUCAGCAGAAUUCACCCACGAAGUUCCUGGCCGUGGAGGCAAAUGCUGUGUUGUCCUCUUUGCAGACAAUACCAGAAUUUGCAGAGACUCUAGAACUUAUUGAAUCUGAUCCUGUAGCAUGGAGUGAUGUUGCCAGUUUUGAUAUUUCUGAUGCUGCUGCUUCUCCUAUCAAAUCCACCCCAGUUAAAUUCAUGAGAAUUCAGCACAAUGAAGGAGCCGUGGAAUGUCAACUUAAUGUCAGUGUUGUACUUGAAGGGAAAAAAAACAUUUGUAAUGGUGGCAACAGUGAACCUGUUCCUUCCCCACAUAUGGCCAAGUUUAGCACUCCGCCAGCCAUCCUCAGAAAGAAGAGAAGAAUGCGAGUGGGUCAUUCCCCCGGCAGCGAACUUAGGGAUGGCUUACUGAACGAUGGUGGUAAUACAGCGCUAAAACAUACACCACUGAAAACACUACCAUUUUCUCCUUCACAGUUUUUCAACACCUGUCCUGGAAAUGAACAACUUAAUAUAGAAAAUCCUUCAUUUACAUCAACCCCUAUUUGUGGGCAAAAAGUUCUUAUUACAACUCCUCUUCAUAAGGAAACAACUCCCAAAGAUCAAAAGGAAAAUGUAGGGUUUAGAACACCUACUAUUAGAAGAUCUAUAUUGGGUACCACACCAAGAACUCCUACUCCUUUUAAGAAUGCGCUUGCUGCUCAGGAGAAAAAAUAUGGACCUCUUAAAAUUGUGUCCCAGCCACUUGCCUUCUUGGAAGAAGAUAUUCGGGAAGUUUUAAAAGAAGAAACUGGAACAGACAUAUUCCUCAAAGAGGAAGAUGAACCUGCUUACAAAAGCUGCAAACAAGAGAAUACCGCUUCUGGAAAGAAAGUCAGAAAAUCACUAGUCUUAGAUAAUUGGGAAAAAGAAGAAUCAGGCACUCAACUAUUGACUGAAGACAUUUCAGACAUGCAGUCAGAAAAUAUAUUUACUACAUCUUUAUUAAUGAUACCAUUAUUGGAAAUACAUGACAAUAGGUGCAACUUGACUCCUGAAAAACAAGAUAUAAAUUCAACCAACAAAACAUACACACUUACUAUAAAGAAACCAAACCCUAACACUUCCAAAGUUGUCAAAUUGGAAAAGAAUCUUCAGUCAAAUUGUGAAUGGGAAACAGUGGUUUAUGGGAAGACAGAAGACCAACUUAUUAUGACUGAACAAGCAAGAAGAUAUCUGAGUACUUACACAGCUACCAGCAGUACUUCAAGAGCUCUCAUACUGUAAUUGUUAUUAAAACUGAUGAAAUGCCCCACUUCCUUACUGCAUUCUCUACUAAAUUAGGUUGCAGUGAAAUUUUUCUCAAUUAAUUGUUUUUAAAGUUGUAAUAUAGUCCUUUUAAUACAGGAUCUUUUUUCUAUAUAGAGCAGGCAGAAAGCUAGUAAGUCACAAUUUAAUAGUUUAUGUUUUAAGGUAUGAGAUUUUUAAAAAUUGUUUUUAAAGAACAAGAUGGGAAAAUAAUAGAAUGUUCAUGGAUAUUCUAAAAGUAAAUUCUCAUAUAUUUUCUUCACAAGGUAUAUAUUGCUAUUCUCUUGAUGCUGCAGUUUUGUUAUAGAUAGGGGUAUGAGUACAUAUGAUUUCUGAAAUUAGUCUAUGUAUGGAAAGCACACAUGAUUUUAUGAAGUACUUUUACCCGCGUGCUGAUUUACUUAGGCUUCCAUUUACAAAGAAACACAUUGAAAAGGAAUUUAAAGGAAGGAUAGAAAGUUGCACUACUAAUUUUUUGUUUUUUAUUUUCAGAAACAAUAAAAUUAACUACAGUGUUAAAUGUAUUUAUUUGAGCAUAGUACUAAAAACAAAAAGCAUUCAAAAAGAGUUUUUCCUUUAUUAGUAAAUAGUAUUUUCUUAAUCUCAGAAGAGCUGAGUUUUGUUGAAUGUAUUGUACAGUAUGUAGGAGCAGGAGAACUUUGUAAAUUGGAAAGAAGUCUGUUUUUAUAAUUUAUUUUAUUUUUAAAGCUUAAAUGUAGAUAUUUAUACAUAUGCAGGGUGCCUAGAAGCCAGUGUUGUUUCUUGUUAUUACAGCUAACACAGUAAAGAAUAAUUUUGGCUUUUAAGUAUGAAGCAGUAGUAAGUUAUAGCUGUAAAGAAUACAAUAUCUAUACUGUAUGUCACAUCUACCUAAAUAUUGCACUAUGCCCUUUAAAUCAUGUUGGUUAUAAAGUAGUUCUAAAAAUGUACUAAAUAAUAAUUUAAUAUUUUCUUUUUAAAUUAUAUCGAGGGUGGUCAUAUACAUUAAUCUGGUGAUUUGUAUAUGUGUUUGAAAUUUUUGCAUUUUGUUUAAAAAUUUAUAUGGUACCUUGGUCCCUAAAAACAAUCUGCACUUAGAAGUUUAUAUUUACUCAGUGUUUCAGAAGUGGAGAACAUUAUCUUUUAUUUAAAAAAAUAUUUUGUCCUUUUAAAAAAUGUUUUGUGUUUCUCUAUAGGUUACAACAGUUGCUUCAGUUGCCUGUUUUAGGUGUUUGCACUUAUUUUAUUUCUUCUUGAAAGAAUUUUUAUUUGCUUUUGUGGUAGAGAUUAUAUGUAAUUUUUUUUCAGUUAUAUAAUGGUGUGCUGUCAACUUAAACACUGACAGGUAAAUAGAAUUGUACACUGUAGUCUGAAUUAUUUAUAAUUGACACACUCUCUCCCUCUCCACUCCUGAAGUAUGCUGCUAUAGAAAAUAGCAGAAUCGGCUUGCUGCUAUGAGAGAAGGAAAGAGCGACCACCACUUGCACUGUGUGAAAAGAUAAAGAAAUGAUGGCAAGUUCUCAAGUUAACUAAAUGGAAUCAACCAUUACCAGACAAAUUCUUACAAAUACCAAAAUAACUACUAUGCCUUAAAAAACAAAAUGAAAGCAGGUUAAGAUUUUCUGCUCUGUUUGUAUGUUAAUAGAAAUGGAAAUACUAAGUAUUUUAAUGCCUAGCUCUUGAACAGUAGACCUAAAAGGAUUUUAAGCUAUUUAAAUCUACUUGCUAGUUUUUGCAUAUUUUAUAUAUUUAUAUACAUAUAGUGAGAAGUGAAGAAAAUGUAUGGUACUAAGAUUAUGACUUGUUGAUAACAAAUAGUUAAACCAAUUUGAAUCCUCUUAGGAUGUUUAAGUAUGUUGAUUGCUUUCUAAUUAAUGAACUUCUCACAGAAAUUUUACUUAGUGAAACCAAUGAUUGUAGCAAACUCAUACUGGAUCAUUUCAGUUACCUUGAACUAAUAGCACAUAAUGGUUUGUUGUUGUUGUUGUUUUCCCUUACCUGGAUGUACAUAGUCUGCAAUCACCAAAAUAUAAUAUCUUGGAAGAGCUAUACUUUUUAAAGCAUAUUUUUUCUUGAGCAUUAAAUUAUCCUAAAUGGUAAUAUAUUGUGGAUAAGUCUGGCCUUAUUGGACAUAAUGCAUACGUGGGUCGGUAUUGGUUGAAUCCUUCAGUUAACUGCUUUGUUGCUUUUUGCAAGAUUUUUAAUCUUAAACAUGUCAGACAUCUUAAGUCACCUUUAUACUGUUUUGUUCCUCUGAAUUUCUUUCAGUAUGUUAUACAAAUGCCAGACAUACAUGUAGCAGCCAUACUUGCAUGGAAACUGACUAUACAUAUAUAAUACUGCAUUUUAUUGUAAGGUUUUCACAUUAAUACAGCAAUUACCGUGACUAAAUUGAGUUUUGUGAUGUAAGGAAAACUCCAUUGUAAGAGAAUCUUGCAUACAAUGUCGACAUAUUAACAUCCAGAAUAAAGCAUCUGUGUACAAGCUGA